Pelobates fuscus (common spadefoot toad) is the source of this 960-nucleotide messenger RNA. RefSeq names its product ubiquitin fold modifier 1 (gene UFM1). The record is from RefSeq and is a predicted model, not a curated record. Gene Ontology annotation, cellular component: cytoplasm; nucleus. Bases 94 to 351 code for a protein of 85 amino acids. NCBI's taxonomy places the organism in Eukaryota, Metazoa, Chordata, Amphibia, Anura, Pelobatidae. The transcript is spliced from 6 exons. Gene Ontology annotation, biological process: protein K69-linked ufmylation.
UGCUGACGUAGGGCUCGUGGUGUGGCUGCUUCUCCUGCUGAGUUGAUUGGGAAGUGGUCCUGUGUUGGAGACACUAUUAAAGCCCCUGUUACAAUGUCAAAGGUAACAUUUAAAGUCACACUUACUUCAGACCCUCGGCUUCCGUAUAAAGUAUUAUGCGUUCCUGAAAAUACACCUUUUACUGCAGUUCUAAAAUUUGCAGCAGAAGAAUUUAAAGUACCUGCAGCAACAAGUGCAAUAAUAACUAACGAUGGAAUUGGUCUUAAUCCAGCACAGACAGCUGGAAAUGUUUUUCUUAAGCACGGUUCUGAACUAAGGCUGAUCCCCAGAGACCGAGUUGGCAGCAGUUAAUAUUCUCUAGGUUUUUUGUUGUAUGAAACAUGGGAGUCCUGCUUGAAAAGAAAAUAUUUAUUGAAGAACUUAAAAUAAUCAAACUUACAUUUUAUAAACAAGACUUUAAAGUUAACUCACGUGGACCCUUUUACAACGAAAUUCAAUGUUUCUUUGAAGAUUGAAGGUUUUAUAUGGUUCCAUCAUUGCUUUGCAUUUCUAUAAAAUGGCAGCCAAAUCAAUGCCAUGCUGUUAAGUAAUACAUAUAGUGGUGACAUUACCAAAUAGGUAAGCUAGAUUGCGCUAUUCUGUUUUUCAGCCAAGCAAAGCACUAGUGUAUUGUUACAGCCUGUUUAAUGUGCCAUGUGCUACCCAACACGUUUUAGCAUUUAUGCCUACGGAGUCCCCUGUGACACUGUUUGUGUAUAACACUAUUGUCUGCUAACUCAUUUCUUUUGCGUUUUUCUUUCUAUGGUUUUUGUACCUUUUUUUUUUUUUUUUUUUCUUCUUCUAACACCAUAUCCACAUCUCAUUUUUCUGUAUCUGCCUCAAAUAUGGAAUUCAAUCCUUUUCUCUCCUGAUUUCAAAGCAAAGUAAAUUAACGUACAUAAGUUUCUAGUGUACAAACAA